Molecule: messenger RNA, 1483 nt
Organism: Labeo rohita (rohu)
Lineage: Eukaryota; Metazoa; Chordata; Actinopteri; Cypriniformes; Cyprinidae
Product: probable endonuclease 4
Exons: 8
Coding region: 424-1428 (334 amino acids)
Biological process (GO): base-excision repair
Cellular component (GO): nucleus; mitochondrion
Molecular function (GO): zinc ion binding; DNA binding; phosphoric diester hydrolase activity
Source: RefSeq, a predicted model, not a curated record
CAUUUAAAGGGAUGACGAUUAAAUCAUACAUGAUCUUCGUAAUGGGAGAAACUCUUGCUGCUAUCUGUCUGGGAGCCUGCAGUUGGCAGGGCAGAGUUGUCGGACAGGGGCUCCGUUCACCCGCCCAUUUCCUCCGGUGCAAUAUACGAUAUAUUAUACAUACAAUCCAAACGUCAGCUAUUCGAACGAUUUGAGCAAAAACAAUUAUUAAAACGAGUGUUUUAACGGCAAUAACUGUUAUUGUGCGUUAAUACGUACGCUUUAGUGGUCCUGCCAAACUCGGAUGCAUGACCGAGUUAGCUAGUUUGUUAGCAAGCGAAACUGACACUUACUAAACGUAAAUAUCAGAUAGUUUCGUUAAAUACCCCUCAGAAGCCGCCGAUUAUUUGCAUACGGAUCACAAGAAAAAUCAAAAGGAAAAAUAUGGCCUCACAAAGAAAAAGCCAGAAGAAAAAAAGGACAGAUGAGGUUACCGAAACAAAGGAGCUACAACAUUCUGAUGCAGAACCAUCAGAUGGCAGCAGCAGAGAAGAAAAAAUGGCACAGAAAAGGAAAAUAAAGCCAAAGAAAAAAUACAUAGGUGCUCACGUCUCAAUAUCAGGAGGAAUAUGGAAAGCAGUCGAAUCCAGUGUGGCCAUGGGAGGUCACGCUUUUGCCCUUUUCUUGGGCUCCCAGCGCUCCUGGACAAGACCAGCCCUUGAUACAGCAGCUGCAGUUAAAUUUCAAGAGGCCUGUGGUCAACAUGGCUUUGAUCCCGUACACAUUCUGCCACAUGGAUCUUAUUUGAUGAACUGCGGUUCCCCCAAAGAAGAUGUAUUCAGUAAAAGCCAGGCCAUGCUUGUGGAUGAACUGAGUCGCUGCAGUGCACUGGGCCUCAGCCAGUUUAACUUUCACCCUGGAGCUUCUAUAGACUCCACCCCUGAGAAAUGCAUGGAGAAAAUUGCCCAAGCUAUUAACCACGCACACCAGCAAACCCCUGCUGUCAUUACAGUACUUGAAAACAUGAGUGGUCAGGGCAGCACUAUAGGUGGGCAGUUCAGUGAACUGAGAAGCAUAAUAGACAGAGUGUGUGACAAGACACGUGUUGGGGUGUGCCUGGACACUUGUCAUGCUUUUGCAGCAGGCUAUGACAUUUCACCACCUGGAGGAGUGAAGAAUGUGCUUGAUGAGUUCGACCGUGUGGUUGGGUUGCAUUACUUAAGAGCCGUUCAUUUAAAUGACUCCAAAGGAAAAUUAGGCUGCCAUCUGGACCGCCAUGAAGAUAUUGGACGUGGCCAAAUAGGCAUUACCGCUUUCCGAGAAAUUGUAAAUGAGCCUCGACUGGAUAAUAUCCCUCUGAUUUUAGAAACACCUGGUCGCCCCGGUUUUGAGUAUGCUGAACAGAUAGAGCUCCUUUACUCCCUUUGUGGAAAAAAGAUGAAGAAUUAAACAUCUGCAUCUGCUUGAUGCCAGUUAUUAUUGCUGAAGCGUAAUAAAUAUUUCC